AACAAUUAUCAUGGAAAACGUUGAUCAACCAUUAAAAAGUAAUUUCACGUGAACUUCUCCUGCAAUUGAAACCUCUGAAAUAUCGAAUUUUCAUUUCUACGAUUUAAACUGAAAGCACACAUGAAUCUUCCGUUUAGUUUGGUUAGUUCUACAGAAAUAUAAGUUAGAUAAAAUUGAAACAGAACAUACGAGUUGAAUUUACCAAAAAAAAAUUCAUAAUGCAAUAAUCUCUGAAUAAAAUCCCUCAGUCCCAACGACUUGGACGAGCAGAUUAAUUAAUUAAUCUCAUGUAAUCGUAAAUAAAUGGGUAAUAAUCAUUGAAUCGCAAAAAUUUUAAAUGGUACCUCACGUGACGUCACAUCCGUUGCACCCCCACCACUGGAUUUAACAUAUACCAAUUUAUUCUUUAUUCAAUAGUCAGUUGUAUUGAGCAACUCUGACUUGUAACGCGUCUGAUUAAGGAGCUGUCAGUGUCAACUUGACAAUAAAACUGGAUAAAUUAGUAAGUGAAAAAUAAAUAUGGCACAUCCCUCUGUAGGUGUUUUGUGAAUAUUUGUGUGAGCGUGCGCACCAGUGGAGAGAGAGUGAAAAAAAAAGAGACAGAAGUGAUAUGCCAACCUGGGAUACCGUUUUGUCUUCAUCGUCUCCAACACCUGUGUUCACUGUUGCAUUACUAUUGUGUUUCAAUUCAGUAAUAAAUUGUGAUACUCAACGAGUUUAUCAGUGAGUGAUUCAGUGAUAAAUUUGUCAUUGAUGUGGUCUCGUUAUUAGUGUUGACGAUGAAAAAAUCCUGAGGCUCAGACAUUGCCAGGUGAAAAUUUGGGAAAAACAACGGGAGAACGCAGAACACACUGCGGAAUUUUGGAGAAGAGGAACUGAAAUUUGUGGAUGACCCCAAAUCGCCAGAAUUGAAAGGUGGAGAAGAAUGAUGGGGGGUCUCCCCAGUGGCUGGAUGAGGAGAGUCCUCCUCCUCCUGGUGCUCAUCACCGGGAUCUUCCUCAUCGCCAUGUACGCCCACACAUCACCUCUGGUGUCCCUCCAACCCUUCGCCCCAAGGAGAUCGUUCAAAAGCCCAUGGACGUGGGUUUGUGUUGCGGGCAGAUGCGAGCGACGUACGUCAAGAACAUCGCGCACGUCCCUGGCGACGUGCAAUGCACUCUGCGGUGGUAACACUCGAUUGCUCUGGCCACGACCCACUGGCAGCGUCAUCCUCGGUGAGGAGAUGAUUGCAUUAUCCCUUCAGCACAUUGAAUUAGUUACCAUCAACACCGUUGAUGAUGAUCUCAAAAGCCUACUCGAACACGCCAAGGACGUUUUCAUUGGAAACAUCAGAAGUUUGAUAAAGACGCCAAAUGCCCGGGAGAGAUGGAGCAUCGACAGCUUUGUUAUCUACUUGGACCCAGCAGGUGCAUCGGGCACUAGACUUACCCUCUCCACCGAUGAGUCCUAUCACCUGGAGCUGUCACAGAAGGCUCGUCUCCUCGAAGCGAAGAUCUCCGCGAAGAGCUACUACGGAAUUCGUCACGGUUUGGAGACUCUCUCGCAACUUUUCUGGUGGGACGACUCGGCGGGCCACCAGGGCACCCUCCGAGUACUCGCCAAAGCCUCCAUCGAGGACAGGCCAUCGUUCCACUACCGUGGCCUCUUGAUCGACACUGGUCGUCAAUUUUUCCCGAUAGAACAAUUAAAACGCGUUAUCGACGGAAUGUCAGCCUCUAAACUCAACACCUUCCACUGGCACAUCUCGGACUCUCAGUCAUUUCCAUUCGAUUCAUCGUUUUUCCCGCAGAUGGCAAGAUGGGGUGCCUUCAGUGGUGAUGAGAUUUACACACCCGAAGACAUGAAGGAUUUGGUAGAUUAUUCAAAAAUCAGGGGCAUCAGGGUUAUUAUUGAAAUUGAUUCGCCUGCUCAUGCUGGAGCUGGUUGGCAGUGGGGCAGUGAUUACGGCUUUGGUGAACUAGCUUUGUGCGUUGAUCAAGAGCCCUGGUCGUCGUACUGCGGUGAACCCAAUUGUGGACAGCUUAAUCCUAUAAAUGAACACUCAUACAAAGUACUUGAAAGUUUAUACCGUGAAAUACUCGACAUUACGGAAGUAAGAGACAUUAUCCACAUUGGGGGAGACGAGGUGAACUUGGAGUGUUGGGCGCAGUAUACCAAUAUAACUCAGGCAAUGCAAGCGUCAAACUUUACGGAUUUGCAUGCAAUCUGGGCUGAUUUUGAGAGAAAAGUGUUCAAGAGAAUUGUCAAGGCGAAUAAGGAUGAGGUGCCCAAAGCUGUGAUAUUGUGGAGUUCACCACUGACUAAACGACCGUGGAUUACAUCUCACUUCGAUCCAAAGGUCCAUGUCAUUCAGUCGUGGGGUGGGAGUAAUUGGCCUGAGACUGGAGAUCUCCUGGAGGAUGGUUUCAGGGUGAUACUGUCACACGUUGACGCCUGGUAUUUGGACUGCGGAUUUGGAAAGUGGAGGGAGACCGGAGAGGCUGCUUGCGGAGAAUACAGAACGUGGCAGACUGUUUACAAUCACAGGCCAUGGAGGGAUUAUCAGGCUGCGAAUUUGGUGAUGGGGGGUGAGGUGGCACUGUGGAGUGAACAAAUUGGACAGGCCAGUUUGGGACCUAGACUGUGGCCCAGGGCCUCGGCAUUCGCUGAGAGAUUGUGGAGCGAUUUACCAACAGCAGGGUACAUCACAGAAGAGAGUGUUUAUACUCGUCUUGCUACUCACAUCGAUGUUCUUCAAACUCGUGGUCUCAAGACGGAGGCAAUGUGGCCCCAGUGGUGCAGUCAGAAUCCUGGUAAGUGUCUCUGACCGAGUAUGAUUUAGAUCAGAUGGGGCCUGUGUCGCAUCAUCAGCAGUUGGCCGUGCUUACGACGUCCGGUGUAAAAAAAUAUUAGUAGAGGAAAAUGAAGAAAUACUUAUAGGUAAUUAUUAAGGCAACUCGAGGAUGUAGCGAAAACGAAAAUUUAUAUGUGACGCGAAAAACUUUUAUACUACAGUUGUAUACAAUGGAGAUUUUUCCAUAACCCGAGGAGUUUAAUCUGUGUAUUGUUAUUUAAGAAUAAUGUGGACUAAUCGAAAUAGUGUUUAUCACAGGGUCCAAUGGGAGGGAGGGUCUUGUAGAGCGAAUUUUUAUAUGAAAUCAAUAAUUUGUCGAUUUAUUGAGGAUUGAUAUGCGCACUGAUGAAAGUAUCGAUUGAAUUGGAAUUUUAUUUCCUCUUAUUCAUUCAGAUAAUAUUUUGGGUGAAUCCAGGCAAAUUAGUGAGUGGCAUUUUUUGUAGUUAUUGAUUUAUAAUUAGAAUGGAGUAGUAGUGAUGUAGCUGAUAUUUUUUCAAAAUGCCGAAAUUCACGCAAAAUCUUCUGACAUGACAAGCGUUGAUAAGCGUUGAUUACACAGAGAAAUUGAAUUUUUUGCUCAUUGAAAAAUGGCGUAACAAGUAUAAAAAAUGUGGAUGGAAUAUUGUUGUCAUUUUAUUGUUUAAAAGUGCCUUUCAAACACUCAGUUUUUCUAUUUUUAGCUAAGUCGUGAAAUGAAUAUCAACGAAGUGCAACUAUGAAGAAUAGUAUAUUGAGUUCAUUACUUGUCCCGACAAUUAAUGAACGAUAGUAGAAAAAUGGAGUUUACAUGUGCAAUCGUAGAAUAUAACAUUGAUAAGUUGUCAAGUUAUGAAAAGUAUUAUUCAACAUUCUCUUGCAUGAUCGAUGCAAGGUAUGCAGGAGAUAAAGAUGGAUUGUACAAUUUUUUUCACACGGAUCUUAAUUUUCAAUCGAUUUUUCUUUAAUUGGCUAUUUUUCCUGAAUCAUGAACUCAUCCUGUAUAAUAGUGUAUGAUAAAUUGUGGUGGUCAAUCAACUUAAGAUGCCCAAGAGAUAAUAGUUCCGAGGAAUCACGAAAAAUCAUGGAAAAUCAUUGUACAUUUUAUUGGUGGAGUAGUAUAACGAGUCAAGUUGAAUCUCUUUCUCAUCAAAUUGUCUGGGAGAUUAUCCUGCAAAUAUACAACAAUUUUUUGUAAGUGGAACUAUUUUACUAUAACUGCAUCAUGGCAACUCGAACCGUUUUACCCCGUACUACAGGUUUUAUGAUUUUAUCCUGUAAAUUACUUAAUUAAUCAUUUAGUAAUACUUAAAUGACACUGUUACAUUAAUUAGUGAAAUUAACAAGACUAUGUAAUUCUCACAGUUUUUCUUUAUAAGCAGUAUUUCUGGACUCACUUAUUUUAUUGAAAUUUAUAAUUUAUUUGAUAUGUUUUCUCAGCGAUUUUGUGCUAAAAAAUUAAUGGAGAGUUUCGCCACAAUUAAAUGACAUUUUAUGAGAAUAAUGGUGGAGGGGGGAAGAGUAGAAAUAGAAAUUGAAUGAAUUUACCGGGAAGUAUGAAAUUUGUAUAAAUCGACUCAGUUGUUGUGGUCUAGAUAUUUCGUUCGUUGAUCGCAAUACAUAUAAUUUAUUUAAACGACAGAAAAAUCUAUUAUUAAAAUGGUGUACUUACCAU
Messenger RNA from Fopius arisanus, 4484 nucleotides. It is a transcript of the gene fdl, whose product is annotated as fused lobes. Lineage: Eukaryota; Metazoa; Arthropoda; Insecta; Hymenoptera; Braconidae. Bases 926 to 2806 code for a protein of 626 amino acids. Gene Ontology annotation, molecular function: beta-N-acetylglucosaminidase activity. The transcript has 4 exons. The record is from RefSeq and is a predicted model, not a curated record. Gene Ontology annotation, cellular component: plasma membrane; lysosome. Gene Ontology annotation, biological process: ganglioside catabolic process; protein deglycosylation; carbohydrate metabolic process.